AUUUGUAGUGUGAACAAGCAGACAAAAAAAUCGGAUUUGAUCAAAAAAUCGGAAUUGAGCAUUAAGACCUGCAGUGUGAACGUAGCCAAAGUGCUCCAGGACUCACGGGGGAUUGGCUGGCCCGGACCUAUACCCGCCCCAACUUCAUGCAGAUCAGAGCGUGUCAGACCACUCACACCAUUGGCUGCUGCAGGAGCCUUGAGUACGACAGACCAAUGACACAGCUGCCUGCAAUUACCUGAGAAUAUAAAAGGCUGUGGAUUCUUCAUUCGUGGAGGGACUUGUUGAUUCGAACAGACUGUGUAGACUGUCCCUCUUGCCUUUGCCUCCGCCUCCGCCUCCCGUGAGAUGUUUAGAUGAAUAGUGUUCUACUGGUGUUAGUAGUGUUACUUGAGUUGUUUGUUAUGUUUGUCUAAAAUCCCUCUAUUGCCUAGUGAGCUGUUUCACUAACAGUUUUCAGUUGUGUUAAUAAACCUCAUGUUUUUCUUUUUAUCUAACCUCCUGGUCUCUGGGCUCAUUUAUGUUACAUCCGCUGUCGCCUAGCAGAGCCGGGUCGUAACAAUACCUGUUGCUUAACAUAACCCGUGUGCGUGUUUGUGUGUUUGUGUACGUGUGUGCGUGCGUUAAAAAUAUCUGUUUGUGCUGAAAAAUUCACCAGAUAUUAUUUGAGUGACACUUCUUGCCAGAUGACUGACCUCUUGCCAGUGGUGGUGGUGCAUGGAGGGGCAGGGUUUGUCCCAAAGGAGCGGAUGGAACUGUCCAUUUCAGGGGUUUGUGCAGCAGUGCGGACAGGGUACGCUAUCCUCAAGGGAGGGGGCAGCAGCAUGGAUGCUGUGGUGGAGGCUGUGAGCCAGAUGGAGAAUAACCCUGCCUUCAAUGCAGGCUGUGGGUCAGUGCUGAACAUCAAAGGAGAGGUGGAGAUGGAUGCUAUCGUGAUGGAUGGCAAAACACUGGCAAGCGGAGCAGUGUCCGCAGUACGCAACAUAGCUAACCCCAUCCAGCUAGCAAGACUUGUUAUGGACAAGACCAGUCACGCGUAUCUGACAGCCGAAGGUGCUAAUCAGUUUGCUCGAUCCAUGGGGAUCGAGGAGGUCCCCCAGGAGUCCCUCAUCACUGAGUAUUCCCGCAUGCGCUGGAGGAAGAACCUUGCACCUGAUGCCAACCCUGUGGAGUGCCAAAUGGGGAAGGCAGGCACGGUUGGUGCAGUAGCAGUUGACUUAGAGGGCAACUUAGCCUGUGCAACUUCCACUGGUGGGAUGCUGAACAAGAUGGAAGGUCGGGUGGGUGACACCCCCAUCAUAGGGUCUGGAGGGUAUGCUGACAACCAGUCAGGAGCAGUGUCCACCACAGGCCACGGUGAGACCAUCAUGAAGAUUACACUGGCCAGACUCAUCCUGUUCCACAUGGAGCAAGGUCGGUCGGUAGAAGAUGCCAGUGACUUGGGCCUGGCCUGCAUGCAGUCCAGACUUGGGGGGCUAGGCGGGGUAGUGACAGUGGAUCCUCAGGGCCACUGGGCUGCCCGCUUCAGCAGCAACUACAUGUCGUGGGCUGCAGCCCAGAGGGAUAUUGUGCACUAUGGCCAGUACUCUGGAGAACACUUCACCCAAAGCAUCAACUGAUGGAUGUUGUUGUUCUUUUUUUUAACUAUCAUUUUUAAGAGAGAAUUUGAUACUACUUGGACAACAAAAGAAAUUCAGUACAAGUUUAUCCGGGUGCUAAGAUAGAUGGUCAUUGUGCAUUUGAUUAAAACACAAAGUUAUAACACAAAAUGUUUUUAUCCGCAAAGGCUUACAGAGCCUAUGAAUUCUAGGCUGGAACUAAUUUCAGAUUACACUCUUAAAACUGAUCUUUAAUGCAGUCUUAACAUUGCCUUAGUGCUUGUGAUUGGUGAUUGCUAACAUACAUCAGGCCUAGCAAGGGCUUUAUUUAGGAUAAAUGGUAUUAAGCAAUAAGUUCAAAAUCACCAGUAAAUCAUGUGUAAAUGAUUGUUUUUGGCAGCAUUGUACCAGGGACCAAGUCCAGACCGUAACCGUGAAUACCCAUGAACGUUUUUUUAUUGUAUGUUCAUUAAGUUCAGGUUUCGAGUGAGUCUGUGCAGGAAGCAAAGUGGACACGAGUCCUGUAGGUCCUGUACAGGACUUAAGAACUCCAAGCCAUUCAUUUGAUCUCAUUUCUUAAGAAUAAAAUUACAGAGUUGUUUAAAUUUCUUGAUUGAAAAAAAGAGUUUUCGUGAGAUUUCUUUAAAUGAAUGUCAUUUUGAAUGUUUGAAUGGCAAUCACUGCAAAAUAAAUCGGAAACUGAAAAUGUGGUGUGGGGACUUUAAAUAAACUGAAUCGAAAUAUUUGUGAAUGUGA
Molecule: messenger RNA, 2354 nt
Organism: Haplochromis burtoni (Burton's mouthbrooder)
Lineage: Eukaryota; Metazoa; Chordata; Actinopteri; Cichliformes; Cichlidae
Product: asparaginase and isoaspartyl peptidase 1
Exons: 6
Coding region: 687-1619 (310 amino acids)
Molecular function (GO): asparaginase activity
Source: RefSeq, a predicted model, not a curated record